Molecule: messenger RNA, 1689 nt
Organism: Priceomyces carsonii
Lineage: Eukaryota; Fungi; Ascomycota; Pichiomycetes; Serinales; Debaryomycetaceae
Gene: RIM101
Product: alkaline-responsive transcriptional regulator
Exons: 1
Coding region: 1-1689 (562 amino acids)
Biological process (GO): positive regulation of transcription by RNA polymerase II
Cellular component (GO): nucleus
Source: RefSeq, a predicted model, not a curated record
AUGUCUAUUAAUUACAAUCUUCAUCCUAUGACAUACUUUAAUGUCAAUGGAGCAGAGAGAUUUGGUGACGAGUUAGAUCUUGACGUGGAUAAUAUAUCUACGAUUUCACCAACAAACACCGCAAGGUCAGAUAAUUCUCCACAGAUAUCAUUUUCAUCGCAGUCUUCUCCAAAUUCGCCAUUUAAUGACAUGAAGAGACCUAGUGACCCUGGCCCUCAGAUUAAGGUAGAGGGAUCUUCAGUUAUAAAAGAUUGUUCAAGUAGUGGGAAUGGAAGCAGCGCUCAACCUAAGCCGGCAAGAAAGACUUACCACAAGGUUACGGCAGAAGAUAUGAAAGGACCUUUCAUCUGUAAGUGGCAUGAUUGUGGGGAAGUUUUUGAGAUGCCAGAGGUUUUAUACGACCACUUAUGUGACGAGCAUGUAGGGAGGAAAUCGGCUAACAAUUUGUCUUUGACCUGUCACUGGAACGGUUGUGAGACUACAACUUCCAAAAGAGAUCAUAUCACUUCUCACUUGAGAGUUCAUGUUCCUUUAAAACCAUAUCACUGUGAAAUAUGCCCCAAGAGUUUCAAGAGACCACAAGAUUUGAAAAAGCAUUCCAAGGUUCAUUCUGAUGAUCAUCCAAAGAAAUUAAAGAGAUUUCAGAAGCAAUUACAAAGGAAUCAGGAAAUAGAGUCGAAGUCUAAGUCUUUUCCUCAGGAAGAUUUCAUGGGCUUCGCCCAACCUCCUGAUGAUGCUGACUCAAGGAAAAGGAAGUUUGACACUAAUUAUCAACAAAAUCAUCAUAUCAUCAAUAACGUUUUGAGUGAUUUCAACUUUCAUUUACUUCCACAAGGUCAUGAACAGCAAGACUCUGCUAAUAAAAAGUUUAGAGUCGAGCCUAAUUAUAACCUCGAUGUGUUCAACAGAUUGAAUACUUUGACGGACAGUAAAUCGAGCUAUCAAUCUCAACAACAACCUCAAGCUCAAUAUCUGGUUCAACCUUCUCCCCUUCCCACACUGAUCGGACCUAGCUUAAACAGCGGUAACAUAUAUGAAGCCGAACGCUUUUUCAAGAACUUGUCACAUUCCAUUGACUCCCAGUAUCAAAACCUUUCAAGGGUACCUCAACAAUAUUCACGUUCUGCCCAAUACUACCCGCAUUACCAGCAAGAUUCAAGCUUCUUGAGUUCAGCAGCGCCUCAAACUUUGCCCAAGUCAUCAAAUACCCAUGUUUCUUCAGAUAGUCAACAGGUUCAAGGGUUUUAUCCUACUCUCCCACAGUUGUCUAACGGGAAAUUUUCAGGUGGUUCUUCAUAUAUAAAUGCCGAUAUGAUGGUAAAUAACAAUAAUGUUGGACAUUACCCUAGCUAUCCACAAACUGGAAGAAAUACAAAUGACUCUAAUCAAUAUCCAAUGUCUAUGGAAUUCGGAGGAGUUUCGCUUAAUCAAAGAUCUGGUCAAAAGUUGUCAAAGGAUGAUCAUAAAGAGGAUGAUGAUCCUGCUAGCGCGCUAGAGAAGUUAUCCUUGAAGGAAGGUCAAUUUAAUAUUGAUGAUGUUAUAAGACAUAAGGAAAUCGUGAGAAUGGUUUGUGAGUACUUAGCUUAUUCGAAAAAAAUAAUUCAAGAGAAGCAAGACCACGAAAAUAAGAAGGUUGAAGCGAGAGUUGAAACAGGUGGAAAGUUAUACCCAACUAUCACCGCUUUUUAA